CGCAGGUCGCGGCACAUGUACGGCCAACUCUGCUCGGUGCGGCCGCCGACCGCCGCUGUACGGCCAUCCUCUGUCUCUCUAGAGUCUAGAUUCCAGCCGUGUGCAUCCGUCCCAGCCUACUGCUGAAAGCAGGAGCCGAAGAGCGUAAUCGGCUAAUCGCGGCCGCUCGCCCACCAGUUCCUGAUUACUGUUUCCUUCUUCUGAAUCUGAAGAUAGAUCCGUCUUCAUCUUGCCUUCGAUUGCACGGUUUCGGGGGGAACAGGCGACGGUGAUCCGGGAGUAUGGCCGAGGCAGCGAACGGGAAGGAGGACGCCAAGAGGACAGGACUGGAAGGCACUGGCCUACCGCUGCAAGGCGGCUCCCACGGCAACCUUCGCAGCGCUGGCAGCGACCAGCAGCUGAGGCAGAUGCUCGAUUCGCUCAAAUCCUCAAAGUCCCCUGCUGUGAUCAACUAUGGUGCCUCAUGGUGCCGUGUUUGCAGCCAGAUUCUUCCAUCCUUCUGCAAGUUCAGUGAUAAGUUCAAGAAUCUUACUUUCGUCUAUGCGGACAUUGACGAGUGCCCUGAAACAACGCAAAACAUACGCUACACCCCAACCUUCCAUUUCUACAGAGACGGGGAAAGGGUUGAUGAGAUGCUUGGCACAGGAGAAGAGAGACUACAUGAUCGGCUAUGGUUGCAUUCUUGAUUGAUAGGCUUCCACUUCCGUUGUUUCAUGAACCAUUUAUGCUGAAUGUUUGUCCCGAAAUUUCUACGUAUGUACCAGCACAGUUCUAAUGUCCUUUCGGAGAACUUUGUCUACAUUUAUUAGUCAUGGAUAAUUUAUUACUGUCUGAGUGCCUA
Sorghum bicolor (sorghum) is the source of this 841-nucleotide messenger RNA. Its product is annotated as thioredoxin-like 3-3. The record is from RefSeq and is a predicted model, not a curated record. Bases 282 to 686 code for a protein of 134 amino acids. NCBI's taxonomy places the organism in Eukaryota, Viridiplantae, Streptophyta, Magnoliopsida, Poales, Poaceae. The transcript has 3 exons.